AUGUCUCUUGCUCAGCCUCCUCUCUCCAAAAAUGCCGACACUCGUAGCUCCAGGAAAAACGGAAAUUCAUUACGUAGAGGAAAGGCAUGCAUUAACUGUCGACACUUGAAGAUCAAAUGUGAUGGUAUCAAGCCAAGUUGUGGUCCGUGCAGUGAAAGUGCCAAAGACGCCAAUUGUCAAUAUACAGAUCUACCAUCUAGAGCGAGUCGCCUUCAAAGCGAUAUUGAAGAGCUUUUAGCGCGGAUAGAAGUAUUGGAGACUUCAAAUGGCUCCUCUAGGAAGAACGUGCCAACUCAGAGCUCUUCUGCGACUUCCCCUUCUUUAUCAUUGUCACUCAGUCUCGACUCCCCUCAAUCCCCUCAUUCUAGCAACCUGACACAAUCUGUCUUCUCAUUGGAUGUUGACUACUCCUCGUCAGAUUCUGCACGUCGACCCUUCAUUGAACCCCCGGUCCAUGAGCGUGCAAAUUUGAUCGACAAUUUCAUCAGUCGAUGUGCCACACUCGCAUUCUUCCUCAAUCUUGAAACGUUCCGCAGUUCAGCCCUCCUUCCGCUUCCGCUAGGUGAUCCUCAAAGGCCGUCGCCUGCUUUGUUGGCUUGCGUUUAUUUAUGGGGUCUUCGUAUCUCCUCGUCGCCUUGGAAAUCGGCCAAAGGGACCGCAUUUCUGCGACGAGCUCGUCGAUUCAUAGCUCUAGAAGGAGUUGGAGCCCAGAACCGAACACAGGUCAUGCACCUUAUCCAAGCCAAAAUCCUUUUAAUUAUUUAUCUAGUGCAUGGGGGCCAGUUCCUCGAGGCAGAGUUCCAUGGUAACGGCGCGAUUUCUCUGGUGCUUUCGUAUGGCCUUCAUAAAAUUAUUCCUACGUCGGAUGGAGUGUAUGAUGAUCCUGAGGGACGAUUACCACCCUGUACAGGCCCCGUGGAUCAAGCAGAACGCAUUAACGCGUUUUGGUCGGUGUUCUAUAUACAGCGCUUGCUUGCUGUCAUAGUUGGUUCUCCUAGCAAUUCCUUUGGAUCUCUGGAUUCCUAUCUGGAAAUUCGGACUCCAUUGCCAAUGAAUACUCAGAACUACGGUCCUGAAGACACUGCAAGAACCUUGUAUGAUUUUUUGCAUGACACUGCCCCACAACGACCCGAGACAUCCUCUCUUGGGAUAUACAGCAAAUCAGCUAUAUUAUUGCAUCGUGCUGUCUACUUACACAAACAAAUAGACACUGGUUCGUCCCUCAUUCGUGGGUUUACGCUUGAAUUCCUAAUGAGCCAUAUACCAGGGGAUCGUCACAAGAUUUCUGAAGAGUGUUCGCGGCUUGAGCAAAUUGUACUCAAUUUCUAUUCCUCGCUUCCCGAGAUCUCGUGCAUCAAAGAGCUGGAAGCACGGUCAUCCCCAUUCCCUCCAUUCAUUUGUUCAGAGAAGCUUUCCCUCAUGUACGCGGCGGUCGGUUGUGCUUGCGUGAACAUCCAGUCAAUAUUCUCAUCCUUUGAUGUAGUACACGAGGCGAGGAAACGCCUUGUAGAUGCGUCGAGAAAUGUGUACGCGUCGUUGGAGCUUACUUACCCAGGUAGUCACCCUCUUGCCGGCACGCUCAGUCGUUUAACCUGCGAAGCGAUCGUACGGGAAUUGAAUUCAAUCAAGGCGGAGUCUAGAGGCGCUUCAAGUUGGACUGGCGAUGUACCAGAUAUAGCCCGCAGUGUCGAGGAAGAGAGCCAGCUUGUGUCGACAAUCAUAGAUGGCAUGGGAACAAUGUCGAUACUCGUAACCUGCUGUCCGCUAGUCGGUGUGUACUAA
Messenger RNA from Lentinula edodes (shiitake mushroom), 1782 nucleotides. RefSeq lists its product as uncharacterized. Bases 1 to 1782 code for a protein of 593 amino acids. Gene Ontology annotation, cellular component: nucleus. Gene Ontology annotation, biological process: regulation of DNA-templated transcription; DNA-templated transcription. The record is from RefSeq and is a predicted model, not a curated record. The transcript is spliced from 7 exons. Lineage: Eukaryota; Fungi; Basidiomycota; Agaricomycetes; Agaricales; Omphalotaceae. Gene Ontology annotation, molecular function: DNA-binding transcription factor activity, RNA polymerase II-specific; zinc ion binding; DNA binding.